UUCUAUCCUGACCCUGCCUGACCAAGCCAUGUCCCAACAAGUCUCCGUGGGAAGGGGGCUACCCCAAGAUGUGCUGGCAGAGCAGGUGGAACUAUGGUGGUCCCAGCAGCCCCGGCGCUCCUUGCUCUGUUUCUCUGUGGCCGUGGGCCUUGUGGCUGGCUGUGGGGCAGGUGGCGUGGCACUGCUGUCCUCCACCAGCAGUCGAUCUGGCGAAUGGCGGCUGGCCGUGGGCACCGUGCUCUGCCUGCUGGCCCUGAUGGUUCUGGUAAAACAGCUGAUGAGCUCGGCGGUGCAGGAUAUGAACUGCAUACGGCAGGCCCAGCACGUGGCUCUGCUGCGCAGCGGCGGAGGGGCGGACGUUGUGGUAGUGCUGCUCAGUGGCUUUGUGCUGCUGGUCACCGGCCUGACCCUGGCUGGACUGGCUGCUGCCCCAGCCCCAGCUCGGCCACUGGCUGCCAUGCUGUCUGUGGGCAUUACCCUGGCUUCCUUGGGCUCAGUCUUGCUGCUGGGUUUGCUACUCUAUCAGGUGGGUGUGAGUGGACACUGCCCCCCAAUCUGUACGGAUGCACCCUCCACCCGAAAUGGCCACAGCGGUAACGGCAUCAUCUUUAGCAUCUCAGCACAGUUGUCGUCUGGCCAGCGUCAUGAGACUACCUCCAGUAUCGCCAGCCUCAUCUGACAGAGCUAGAGCCCUUCUUCCCGUGACCUGCCUCAGUGUCCCCAGAACUUGUCGCAAGACGCGCACAGGUGCGUGCACAUACGUGCAUCCCCCUGGCCUCCCCCGUGGUAUUGCAUAAUACAUGACUAGAAGCUCAUGUGUACUCACACGUCCACACCAUGAGAAGGUGAGUGAUGCCUCCUCGGGGCUAUUUGUGUCCAUGGACUGUUGUGUUCUCUGUCUGGUUCUGGGGUCUCUACGGGAUAGUCAUCUGGAGCCCCUGAAGACUUGGCCCAUAUUUCCAACACCAGCCUUGCCCUGUGACAUCAUCAAGGGUCUCUACGGAAGUGACUGUUGCUUCUCCGUGACUGCACCAGUAAUCACUCUUCAGCGAGAGUGACUCUUGGCAAAGCCGAGGGAAAUGGCUUCCUGACGAGAUGGGCCUGGACCAGGCCUGGACAGGAGAAAACACCUUUGAGCUUGUAACCUAGCAGCUGGGGCCUGGGUGAGGUCACUCAGCCUCUUCUGCCUCCGUCUCUCAGAACCGUGUUGCCAUUGAUUCUUAGGAUUAAAUGCUACCUGAGGGAGAUGACUGGGCUCCUGGCAAAUGUUGAAUAAAAAGAUGGCUAUAA
This is a messenger RNA of Acomys russatus (golden spiny mouse), 1290 nucleotides long. It is a transcript of the gene Tmem125, whose product is annotated as transmembrane protein 125. The record is from RefSeq and is a predicted model, not a curated record. The transcript has a single exon. NCBI's taxonomy places the organism in Eukaryota, Metazoa, Chordata, Mammalia, Rodentia, Muridae. The coding region runs from base 29 to 679 and encodes 216 amino acids.